ACACAAAACAUAAGAAAAGAAGUGUGUCAGAAACGUCAGUUUUGAGUUGUUAAAUUUUGGAAAGGAGAAAAUCAAUACCUUUAACAAUGCUCUUUGACAGCACAAAAAUGUUCGCACGGGUGACGUUUUACCCAACCUUACUUUACAACGUUUGCAUGGAAAAAUUAACGCCGCGACGCUGGUACGACCGCAUAGAUGACACCGUGAUAUUGGGGGCCCUGCCUUUCCCAAGUCUAACAAAAGAGCUUGUAGAAAAGGAAAAUGUAAAGGCGGUGAUAUCAAUGAACGAAGAUUACGAAUUAAUGUUAGCAAAUAACGGAGAGAGAUGGAAAAAAGCAGGUGUUUUUUUCUUACAAUUAGCAACAACAGACAUAUUUUCAACCCCUUGUCAAUCAAAACUAGUAGAAGGUGUUCAAUUUAUAAAUAAAUUUGUAGAUCCACAAAAUAUAAAAGCAGAUAUUUCGAAUUCUUCUGUUUAUGUACACUGUAAAGCUGGCCGCACACGUAGUGCGACUUUAGUGGGAUGCUAUUUAAUGCAGAGAUACAAUUGGACCCCAGAACAGGCUGUUAAACAUAUGCAAGAAAAAAGGUCCCAUAUUUUGUUGCAUACAAGACAGUGGGAAGCUUUGAGAGUCUUCCAUAAAAAGAAUAAACAUAUACUUGACAAUAAUGAAUGCUCAUAGUUUUAAUUACUUAUAAUCGAUAUUUUAUUUAUGUAGUUUUAGGUAUAUUAAUUUUUAAUAAAAU
Messenger RNA from Brassicogethes aeneus, 747 nucleotides. The record is from the annotation of a GenBank genome assembly. Lineage: Eukaryota; Metazoa; Arthropoda; Insecta; Coleoptera; Nitidulidae.